Molecule: messenger RNA, 192 nt
Organism: Trichoderma asperellum CBS 433.97
Lineage: Eukaryota; Fungi; Ascomycota; Sordariomycetes; Hypocreales; Hypocreaceae
Source: RefSeq, a predicted model, not a curated record
AUGCCGUUCAACGGUCCACGGCAGGCAAAUCAGGAAACCACCGCCGGCUCUCGGCGCGGUUCGACGGCGGUACAGGGCGUGUGGGUUUUCUUUUUCAUCUCGCUAGCCUAUCGACCCCGAACAAGAAAGGAGGCACGCCAGUUAGUGAUUACUCCGUUCUCCAUACUACCCCGUACUUCUUAUACUACUUGA